UAUAAUAUAUUGCAUCAAUUAAUUUGCAAAACCAGUGAUCGAUGAUAACCAGGCAGUGAUCCAACGCUAUCUAAUCGGACGAAAUAAGCAUUUAUAACAAAUCCCAAUUAAAUAUGCUUUUAAUUUUUAAACGACGAGACGAUGAAAGUCAACAAGAUCAAUUAUAUAAUACGCGACCGAAUAGCCUAAAAGCCCUGUUAGGAGAGCCGCAGGUCCAUGAUGCUUUUGGGUGCAACAGAUUUUACCUCACGAAAACUGCCAGCGAUGACAACCAGGCAGUGGUCUAACGCUAUCUACUCGCCCACAACCCAAACACCCGGUGACCUAACACUGGUUGACGUGCCCUUAGAACCCAUCACUAUAUCUCCCGACGAUUCCGAACAUCAUUUG
Messenger RNA from Medioppia subpectinata, 390 nucleotides. Lineage: Eukaryota; Metazoa; Arthropoda; Arachnida; Sarcoptiformes; Oppiidae. The record is from the annotation of a GenBank genome assembly.